Messenger RNA from Prorocentrum cordatum, 1427 nucleotides. The record is from the annotation of a GenBank genome assembly. NCBI's taxonomy places the organism in Eukaryota, Dinophyceae, Prorocentrales, Prorocentraceae.
GGAGUCCAGGAAGUUGCGAGGCGAUGCCGCGCCGCGUCUUCCUGGGGGCGCUGCUGGCGUGGCUGCUGGCCAGGUCGGAGGGGACUCGCCUCAACUCCGGCCUGGUGGCCACCAAGAGCAGCGGCGGCCUGGCCCACGUCGGCAACGCCACGACAGCCUCCCGGGGCACGGGCGUGAACGUCGAGGUAGUAGAGAGGCAGUCUAUCUCCAAGACGAUGAAGGACGGCUGCAUGUGCCCCGAGGGCUUCUUCUGGCACUGGCGGAUCGAGCAGUGCGUCCAGCAGGGAGGCUGGGGCUACGAGUGCGGCUUCUUCCCUGCAGAGCACCACCAUCGCGUCUGCCAGGACGGCCUGGCCUGCAAGAAGGUGCACCCGCCGACCGAGGACCUGUACCACUCCUACGGCAAGUUCCUUGGCACCGCGAACUCGCACCCGGCGUCGUGCCAGAAGUGCACCGCCGAGGACCACUGCAAGGUGGGCGCGAAGCGGCACCAGGAGGAGUGCAUCUCGGGCGCCGGCCUCUCGGGCGAGGCGCAGGCGACGGUGAAGGUCACGGUCACCGAGAGCGCCUCGCACACCGCCUCCGCUUCGCACACCGUCGGCGAGCACACGGCGACGGCCGAGCACACCGCCACGGCCGAGGUGGUAGGCACCGCGGAGGGGUCCGGCGUUGCCUCGGUGGACGAGGCGAAGGCCCUCGCCGGCGUCACGGCCGAGGAGCCCUCGGCCACGGAGGCGGCGGCCGUCGUCUCUAAGGGUGACGAGGCAGCGUACGACAAGGCCGUGGCCCAGGCGUCGGCCAAGGCGAGCGAAGAGGGGCUGUUGGGCGCCAAGGAGCUCGCGAGGCAGAUGGCCGAGGAGGAGGCCGCGGAGAAGGCCAGGAUGAAGGCCGAGGCCCUGGCGAGAGAGGCAGAGGCCUGGAGGGAGGAGGCGGGCGACGACAAGGCGGCGCAGGAGGCGGCCGACGCCCGCGCGAGGGAGCUCGCGGAGGCCGAGAAGGCCGCGGCCGCAGAGGCGGCAGAGCACGAGAAGGCAAGGGAGGCUGCGGAGGCCGAGGCCGAGGCCAAGGCCGCCGCAGAGGCAGAGGCCAAGGCCGCCGCGGAGGCGAAGGCCGCCGCAGAGGCGGACGCCAAGGCCGAGGCCGCCGCAGAGGCGGAGGCCAAGGCCAAGGCCGAGGCCGAGGCCAAGGCCAAGGCGGAGGCGGAGGCCAAGGCCGCCGCGGCGGCGGAGGCGAAGGCGAAGGCCGCGGCAGAUGCCGCCGCCGCGGCGGAGGCCGAGGCGGAGGCCAAGGCCGCCGCCGAGGCGACACAGGCGGCGGAGGAGGCGGCCGCGGCCGGCAUGGUGUCCAAGCAGGACUUAGAGCCCAAAGAGCCGGAGAACAACCUCAAGAAGGUCACGGAUGCCGAGUGGGAGGAGACGCAGCCGUGA